This is a messenger RNA of Capra hircus (goat), 3013 nucleotides long. RefSeq names its product polypeptide N-acetylgalactosaminyltransferase 3 (gene GALNT3). Gene Ontology annotation, cellular component: Golgi apparatus. The record is from RefSeq and is a predicted model, not a curated record. The coding region runs from base 110 to 2011 and encodes 633 amino acids. The transcript is spliced from 10 exons. Lineage: Eukaryota; Metazoa; Chordata; Mammalia; Artiodactyla; Bovidae.
GUAUUACAAUUUAAGGAAACCUUCUUGCCAGCAAAUCUAUGAUAAAAAAUAAACAUAACAGAGGAAACUGUUACUAUUAUUUGUCAAGUGACAAGCUUUUCAUGUCAGAAUGGCUCACCUAAAACGAUUAGUGAAACUACAUCUUAAAAGACAUUAUCAUAAAAAAUUCUGGAAACUUGGUGCAGUAGUUUUUUUCUUUAUAAUAUUUUUGAUUUUAAUGCAAAGAGAAGUAAGUGUUGAGUAUUCCAAAGAGGAAUCAAGGAUGGAAAGAAACAUGAAAAACAAAAACAAGAUGUUUGAUUUAAUGAUAGAAGCUGUAAACAAUAUUAAAGAUGCCAUGCCAAAAAUGCAAAUAGGAGCCCCUGUCAGGCAAAACAUUGACGCUGGUGAGAGACCCUGUUUGCAAGGAUAUUAUACAGCAGCCGAAUUGAAACCUGUUCUUGACCGCCCACCUCAGGAUUCUAACGCACCUGGUGCUUCUGGUAAAGCGUUCAAAACAACCAAUUUAAGUGCUGAAGAGCAGAAGGAAAAAGAACGCGGAGAAGCAAAACACUGUUUUAAUGCUUUUGCAAGUGACAGGAUUUCUUUACACCGAGAUCUUGGACCAGACACUCGACCUCCUGAAUGUAUUGAACAAAAAUUUAAGCGCUGUCCUCCCCUGCCUACCACCAGUGUCAUAAUAGUUUUUCAUAAUGAAGCGUGGUCCACGCUGCUUAGAACUGUCCACAGUGUGCUAUAUUCUUCACCUGCCAUACUGCUGAAGGAGAUCAUUUUGGUGGAUGAUGCUAGUGUAGAUGAGUACUUGCAUGAUAAACUAGAGGAAUAUAUAAAACAAUUUUCUAUUGUAAAAAUAGUCAGACAAAAAGAGAGAAAAGGUCUGAUCACUGCAAGGUUGCUAGGAGCAACAGUAGCAACAGCCGAAACGCUCACAUUUUUAGAUGCUCACUGUGAGUGUUUCUAUGGUUGGUUAGAACCUUUGUUGGCCAGAAUAGCUGAGAACUAUACUGCUGUCGUGAGCCCAGAUAUUGCAUCCAUAGAUCUGAACACAUUUGAAUUCAACAAACCUUCUCCUUAUGGAAGUAACCAUAACCGUGGGAAUUUUGACUGGAGCCUUUCAUUUGGCUGGGAAACACUUCCCGAUCAUGAGAAACAAAGAAGGAAGGAUGAGACAUAUCCAAUCAAAACACCCACUUUUGCAGGAGGCCUUUUUUCCAUAUCAAAAGACUAUUUUGAAUAUAUUGGAACUUAUGAUGAAGAAAUGGAAAUUUGGGGAGGUGAAAAUAUAGAAAUGUCUUUCAGAGUAUGGCAAUGUGGUGGGCAGUUGGAGAUUAUGCCUUGCUCUGUUGUUGGACAUGUUUUUCGCAGCAAAAGCCCUCAUACCUUCCCAAAAGGCACUCAGGUGAUUGCUCGCAACCAAGUUCGCCUUGCAGAAGUCUGGAUGGAUGAAUACAAGGAAAUAUUUUAUAGGAGAAACACAGAUGCAGCAAAAAUUGUUAAACAAAAAUCAUUUGGUGAUCUUUCAAAAAGAUUUGAAAUAAAGCACCGCCUUCAGUGUAAAAAUUUUACGUGGUAUCUGAAUAAUAUUUAUCCAGAAGUGUAUGUGCCAGACCUUAAUCCUGUUAUAUCUGGAUAUAUUAAAAGUGUUGGUCAGCCUCUAUGUCUGGAUGUUGGAGAGAACAACCAAGGAGGCAAACCACUGAUUCUGUACACGUGUCAUGGACUUGGGGGAAAUCAGUACUUUGAAUAUUCUGCCCAACAUGAAAUUCGGCAUAACAUCCAAAAGGAAUUGUGUCUUCAUGCUGCACAAGGUGUUGUUCAGCUAAAGGCAUGUGCCUACAAAGGUCACAAAACAGUUGCCACUGGAGAACAGAUAUGGGAGAUCCAGAAGGACCAACUUUUGUAUAAUCCAUUCUUUAAAAUGUGCCUUUCAGCAAGUGGAGAGCAUCCAAGCUUAGUGUCAUGCAAUCCAUCAGACUCACUCCAAAAAUGGAUUUUUAACCAAAAUGAUUAAGUGUUCCUUAAAAUUAAGGAGUUGAAAAAGGAGAUAUUCUUUCUCAUAAAACUGUGACUAGGCAUACACUGUAGUUUUUGAAAAUUAUGCAAAAGCAGCUAAUUGUAACUUAUUCCAAGUGCAUUUUUUUCUUAUUUAUAUCUUAAAAUGUCUAUGUAGCACUGCUACAGAAAUCCCUUAAGUUUCCAUUUCAAAGCACAAUAACUAGUAAUACCAAAGACUAUUUUGAAAUGUCCAGAUGUAGAGGAAGAGAAGUUUACAGCGUGAUGAAAAUAAUUUUUCCAGUAAAGUGAUGUUUGUGUGCUUUGUACACUUGAGAAUAUGCAUAGUUACAUUCACACACUCACAAUUUAAAAUAUUUCUUCUAGUUUUUUGGGGGGGAGGGAGAAAAAUUUGAUACUGUAUUUUUUUAACAUAGAAAUGGAUCAAUGAAGGUCAAAAGUUGGCCUUUGUGUAAAACCAGGAAAUUUUUUAUAGAUCUAGAAUUUAUUAUAUAAAAAUGCAGGUAAACAUUUUUUUUUUUGCAUUUUGUUAACUUAUCUGUCAAAUGUUUCCUUAAACAUGAAAUUAAAUAAAUAAGGAGAAGACUAUUUUUAACACUUCAGUUUCUUGGCAAACUUAAAAAUAUUUUUUAGUCUGAAGUCUACUUGACUUGAAACACUGAAGUCUUCCUUAAAAGACUUUUUAAAAAGUAACUAUACUGUGUGUUUUCCCAAAGAAAUUAAAAAAAAAAAAAAAACAAAACAAAGAAAAAACAACCUCUAAGUUGCUCUAUGUUAAAAAGGUGUCUUUUUCCUUUCUGUUAGUCUUUUUUUCCUACCAAAAUUCACUAAUCUUGAAUGUUUAUGAAAUUGAGUUUCAGAUGCAGAAUACUUGACUCAUUUAAAGUUAAAUUUUGUUUGUUACCGAUUCAAUUGUAGAUUGUCUUUGCAAUGAAAAUUUUCACCAAAAACCUUAUUUCUAUCUAUGGAAAAUACAAUAAAACCAAUUUUAUCAAUAUUA